Tetrahymena thermophila SB210 is the source of this 1356-nucleotide messenger RNA. Its product is annotated as serine carboxypeptidase family protein. NCBI's taxonomy places the organism in Eukaryota, Ciliophora, Oligohymenophorea, Hymenostomatida, Tetrahymenidae. The transcript is spliced from 2 exons. Gene Ontology annotation, molecular function: serine-type carboxypeptidase activity. Gene Ontology annotation, biological process: proteolysis. The record is from RefSeq and is a predicted model, not a curated record.
AUGAAUCAAUUUCUAAGGAAGAUCAUAGGAAUUACAGACAAGCAGUAAAAGCCAACAUAUUCAGAAACUUAUGAAACAGAGUGCAAUAAAGCUAAGAUAAAAGAAUAUGAUGGGGAAGUUUAUUCAGGGUUUUUAAAAAUAAAAUCUUCAACAUAUCCUUCUUGUAUUGGAUAUUUAUUCUAUGGUGCUAAAGGAAUUAAAAAAUAAGACUUAAAUAAAUAUCCUACAAUUAUAUGGUUGUGUGGAGGUCCUGGUAUGUCUUCUUAGAAUUCAAAUUUCAAUGGAAUAGGCCCUUUAUAUAUCAGAGAAGUUAAUAAGGAUGUUUUUAAAAAAAUCAAAAAUGAAAAUUCUUGGACAAAUUAUUUUAAUUUGGUCUUUAUUGACUAACCUAUUGGUGUAGGCCUAUCUUAUGUUAAAAUAGCAAACGAUAUCCCUGCCACGUUAGAGUAACUAGCUAAUUAGUUUUGUUUGGCUCUACUUGAGUUGUAUGAUAAUGAAAAAAGUUGUAUGAAGUAAUUAGGGAUAAGCAGAACUGAUAAUCCUCUUUUCAUAUAUGGAGAAUCGUUUGCUGGUAAAUACAUUCCUUCUAUAGCAGAAAAAAUUGUUAAGGAUGGAAACUAAUUUAAUUUAGUUGGUGUUGGGCUUUUGGAUGCUAACAUAUAGCCUUUUUAUGUAAUGUUAGAAUAAAAUCAAUACCUGUUUGAUUUAAAUCUAAUCACUGAAGAAAAAUAUUAAAACAAUUUGCUAGUAAUUGAAGCUUUUAAAUCUCCCCUUUCUUCUAAAGAUAACUUGACUCUCCGACAAGUUUACUAGUAAUAUCUUAACUUUACUUUUAAAAAUGUAUCUGCAGAUAAAAUCUAUAACUAUAAAACCUGCAAUAAGUAAUUCAGUAAUUUUAAUUUAGAUGCUUUUAUGAAUUAGCAGUAAACCUGUGAUAUGUUUAAACUUACACUCAAAGAACCAUACAACGAAUUUUUUGAAGAAAGCUACAAUUUUCUAAACUGGAAUAUUGUUCAAGAUAGCACUCCUAAAAUUGAGUUUCUUUUAAACAAUAAUAUUCACGUUCACAUUAUGAAUGGUGAUUUGGAUUUACUUGUUCCUUACAAAAGCUAAUAACAAUGGAUAGAUAGACUAAAUUGGCUUCAUGCUGAAAAGUUUAAAUCUAUGGAAAUGCAAACAAUAUUAAACAGUAAAGGAGAUAAAAUCAGUUCCUCAAAAUAAAUUGAAAACCUCACUUUUGACAUAGUAUAUGAGUCAGGUCAUUUUAUCUGCUUUGAUCAACCUUAAUCAGCUUUGAUGCUUUUAAAAAAGAAUAUCUAGCUAGUCUUAACUAAACUUAAUCAAAUAAAAUAAUGA